Diatraea saccharalis (sugarcane borer) is the source of this 1099-nucleotide messenger RNA. NCBI's taxonomy places the organism in Eukaryota, Metazoa, Arthropoda, Insecta, Lepidoptera, Crambidae. The record is from the annotation of a GenBank genome assembly.
GAAAAUAAUAUUUUGUUCUUCCUAUAAUCCUUGGUUCUAACAAUCAGCGUCUGAAUUCUCCUUCGGCGAGGAGUCAGCUUUUGAGUCAAUACCCGAGGAGAUGGAUACAGGAGUGGAGGUGUACCUAUCAGCAGAUCACGGACAUCAGACCGAUACUUACUUCAAGGUAUAUGAAGUCAUUCCGUGCUGGUUCCGCCGCGAGCCUCGUGCUCAAACAGUACACCUGCGAGCUGUACUCCGUGAAGGUGUUCUUCAGGUGUCUGAUUGCAAGAUCCAAGUCAAAUACUGUGCGCUUGGCUUACCCUAUGGUGAUGUUAUGAGAAUUCGCAAGACUUUCCAUGUUCUGAACGUGGGCAAUGGACAUUUGCACCUAGAAGCGCGUACAGAAGGCAUGUGGAGCAUUGUGCAAGACCAUAACCUACAAAAUACCUGUGGCUCGGGGUGCGCUUGCGUCACACAAAGUGGACAGCGAACUAAAUCUGUUGCAUUACACUACCAACCGUUAAGUUCCAACGAAAUGACAGUAGAAGUUUGCAUUCACAGUGCAGAAGUCUGGCCUAAAGUUGAUACCUCUACAAACUCACCUCCACUCUAUAAUCAAUGGAAAAAAACUGUAACACCACUAUACUUUUAUGAUAAAGAUAACGUGCUAUUAAUGACUUUAUCUCUUAUCUUGAACUUGGAGUAUCCCAGAGUGAAUAUUGAGCCGGCCGCAAUAGACUUCGGUUUCGUGACAGACGGUGAUACGAGAAAAACAUAUUUUACCGUUUCACAUACCAGCCGUACGACCACAUUAUAUUUAGAAACAAAAUGGCUCGGUAGCGACGACUUCAGUCUCUGGCCGAAAACGUUACUGCUGUCUCCGGGCACCUGCGAGCCAGUCUAUGUACAGUAUACGGCUAGGUGGCGUAGGGGGCCGGUGGAGGGCGUGGCCCGCGUGGAGCACUGUGGGGGCGCAGGGGCGGGGGCGGGGGCGGGGGCGGGGUGGUGCUGGAGCGCGCUGCCGGUGCGCGCGGCGGCCGCACGCGACCAGCGCUGCCGCGCGCCGCCGCACGACCACACCGACGACAGCCGCCUGCUGCCGCCCGGGGCACUGUGA